This is a messenger RNA of Synchiropus splendidus (mandarinfish), 6791 nucleotides long. RefSeq names its product pecanex 2 (gene pcnx2). The record is from RefSeq and is a predicted model, not a curated record. The transcript has 40 exons. NCBI's taxonomy places the organism in Eukaryota, Metazoa, Chordata, Actinopteri, Syngnathiformes, Callionymidae. The coding region runs from base 261 to 6644 and encodes 2127 amino acids. Gene Ontology annotation, cellular component: membrane.
GCUGCGCAUCUGUACACUCAGAAAGGAGAGGGAGACGGAGGAAGGAGGACAGGACAUGAUGAGGACGACAACAGCGCAAAUGAACGAAUCCACAUCGGGAUGGGAGACGACAGGCGAGAGAAGCGCGGAGACGGCAUGAGAGAGACGCGCCUCGGUCGCGCCAACAUGGAGGCGUAGCAUGAUCCAUCCUCUCAUUGUAGCCUAGCAGCAGCAUCAUUCUCCCGUCCAACCUGAGCGACGAGGAGGACAGAGACGGGGAGAUGGGCUCCCAGGUCGUGCAGACCCUGCGUCAGGGAGUCUGGGCAUCCCUGACGGGGGGCUGGUACCACGACCCGGACCAGAGCAAAUUCAACAACUCCUGCCACCUCUAUCUGUGGCUCUUCCUCCUGAUGCUGCCACUGUCGCUCCAUCUGGCUCUCCCACCGACCGCCAUGGCUCUGAGCAUCUACUGCUCCUCCAUCACCGUCUUCUUCGUCCUCAUCAAGUUGGCCAACUACCGGCUGCACCUGAUGUUUGACGAGGGCGAGGCGGUGGUCCGCAGCAGCCUGUCUGACCUCAGCAAGGCUCCGGAUAAGAAGAGCAACGCCUCCGACUCCUGCUUACCUGCAAACAUCAGGAAGAGCAGCACGGUCCCAGACAGUGUUGCCAUGACGAUGUUGGCACGCAAGCGCCCCAGUUCUGUGAUUCAGGUGACGGUGAAACAAACGGAAACGGACCCAGGACUGAUCGGGGUGGAGUGUUCCAAAUCUGACCAGAUGAAGGCAGUGGAAGGUCAGAGUGCGGGUGGAGCGGUGGAGAGGCCACUCGAGGGAGGUGUUGACCCGAGCCCAGAACCCUCUCCCGAUGACCUCACGAGCCCCAAUCCCGACCAGGCGGCCCCUCUGCUGCAGGCCCAGCAGAGGCCCCCGUCCCGAGCAGAGCCAGAGGAGACUCAAGCAGGAUGUUCUGGAGAGACUGUGAAAACGGAUGCAGAGGUCAUCGGCUCUAAGGUGGAACACGGGGACGUUCAGCUCUCAAUAGCAGAGGAGGAAUCAGAGCUGGAGAGGACAGAGGGUGCGGGGACCGAACUGCAUCUGGACAAGGAGGCGUCUGAUAAAGAAGCUGCUGACGAAGGCCUUCCUCCCUCCAGAGGAAGUGAGGAGGAAAGUGAGGAAGGUAGUGAGAGCCGGAAAGAGCCGUCGGAUGCAAAUAACAACUCGUUGGAGACCCCGGAGGACCCGGUGGAGGACCUGGACGACAUCCCAGAACCUACUGCAGAGGAUGACGAAGAACAGGAGGAGGAUUAUUGUUCGGAUGAAAUUGAGGUGGUUCUGGUGGACAACUCUGGACCAGCGUCUUCGGCCACUCACCUGGACGACAGUGACACAGUGAAGAUCGUCAUCACCAUGAGCUGUGAUGCUCAGACGGCCGCUCAGCUGGAGGAGAGUGUCAAGCAGAGUCUGCUGAAGAACGCACAGGCCCAAAAGGAAGCAGGAGAAUGCCACAUCAAAAUCCCUGUCAUCACCUUCGACUCGCCUGAGGAGGAGAAACAGGAGGAGGAAGAAGGAGUGGCCCGCUCAGAGGAGGAACUCACCCCGAAACAACAUCCGACCACCAGUCCGAGCGAAGAGUUCCACCUGUGUAGAGAGUCGGUGAGCUCCGAGUCCACCACGCUGGAGUGUCCGGAGACAGAGCAGGAGAACACUGGACACAUGCUGACCAACGACAGCACACCGAGCCCGCAGGCCACCAACGACAACAGCUCGUCUGGGAUCGACGUCCACUCCCACCCAGACGACUCGGACCCUCUCGACUCGAACGUGGACCCGCAAGGCUUCCUGCGUCUGCCUCCGACGCUUGGUCGCUAUGGCCCAGGAGGGAGGACGCACAUCCGCGGUCUGAGCAUGGACAGCGGGAAGGAUGCUGUGCUGCUGUCCAGUCGCUCCAAUUGCACGGCCACCAUGACCAGCUCCAAGUCUGAUCUGGAGGCGAAGGAGGGACAGAUUCCAAACGAAUCCAACUUCUUGGAGUUUGUCUCCUUGUUGGGGUCCCUCAGUGCCAGAGGGGGAGGGGCCACUUCCCAGGACGAGGAGGAACCAGAGACCAACGCUUGUGAGGACGCUGAAUGCUCCCCUAAAGCUGCCGAAAAUCUAACUCCCAAACCAGAGGAGACGAGAGCAGAGUGCAACCCUGACCACAAAGCAGAGAGACCCAAACCGCCCACCAGCCUGGUUCCUGACACGCUGCAGGCCAUUCCACCGACACACAUCCCCAUCGUCUCCCCUGACAGUGUGUUUGUGUCCGACAGCCCUCAGACCGACAGAGAAAAGGAUCCGGACUAUGACUCGCUACCCUCUCAGACCUCCCAGUCGGAGAGCUCCAUGCUGCAGGUCAUUUGCAGACCGGAAGCCACCAACAAAGAAGAAGCCUACACGUUUCACACUGUGCACAGAGAUCGUCCUCGGAAACUGUACGCAGAAAGAGCCUUGAAUCUACCCCUGGGAGCCGAACUCAUCACCGGAAACAUGUGUGACUUGUUGUCGACCUCGUCUAACUCGGAGUGCCAGGACGGCCUGGUGGGAGGUCACUCCGACUGCCCCUUCCAACGCCGCAUCAUUCCCUCACACAGGCUCCGGCCUCGGCGGACACACCCAGAGAUCUUCCAGGAGGAAGACUCCUUAGAUGAGUCAUCAGAAACCUCAACUCAAGAGAAACCAAAAAGAAAGAUUUACUACAAACUGAAACUCUUUCCUGGGAAAUGGAUCAACCUUUUAUACGACCGACUCACUCUGCUGGCCUUACUGGACAGAAACCAAGAUGUUCUUGAGAACCUUGUUGCCAUCUUCAUGGCCGUCCUGGUGUCCUUUUUGGGCUUCGUACUUCUCAACGAUGGAUGCUUCAAGGACUUCUGGGUGUUUCAGUUCUGCCUUGUCAUCGCCAGUUGUCAGUACUCUUUAUUAAAGAGCGUUCAACCCGACGCGGCUUCACCGACACACGGCCACAACCAGCUGGUAGCUUACAGCCGGGCAGCGUACUUCUGCAUCUUCUGCACGUUGAUCUGGAUGCUGGAGCAGCUGCUGAGGAGGAAGGACCUGCCCGUGUCCAGUUUGUAUGGGGUCACCAUCGUUUGCCACGAUGCACUCAGCUUCUUACGGAACCUGCUCGUCGGUUUCACCCACUGCUUCCCCAUCACGUUCCUCGUGGGCCUUUUCCCGCAAAUCAACACCUUCACCAUCUACCUGCUGGAGCAGAUUGACAUGCACUUUUUUGGCGGGACAGCGGCUACCAGCCUGCUCUCUGCGGUCUACAGCAUCCUCCGCAGUGUGAUCGCUCUGUCUCUGCUGUACGGUUUUUGUUUUGGAGCUCUGAAGGAGCCCUGGGAUGAGCAGCACACGCCGGCCUUGUUCUCUGGUUUCUGUGGACUGCUGGUGGUCUUCUCGUACCACCUGAGCCGACAGAGCAGUGAUCCCUCCGUGCUGCUAUCCCUGAUCAAAUCAAAGGUCAUGCCUGCUUUGGUCGAUAGUGAUGAAGAGGAGGAAGAAGACGCAGAUAUUAAAGAUCCCCUGCCCAAGAAGCUGCAGAACUCAAUGAAGGAGAUUCUGCUGUCAGAUGUGAUCGUGUGUUCUGUCGCCUACAUCCUGACCUUUGCCAUCACGGCCAGCACCGUCUUUCUGUCCCUGAAGCCGUUUGUGACCAUCGUCUUGUACGCGCUGGCGGGGACGGUUGGGUUCGUCACCCACUACCUGAUCCCCCAGCUGAGGAAGCACCAUCCCUGGCUGUGGAUCUCCCACCCUGUCCUCAAGACUAAAGAGUACUACCAGUUUGAACCCAGAGAGGAUGCGGUGCUGAUGUGGUUUGAGCGGCUGUAUGUGGGGCUUCUGUGCUUUGAGAAGUACGUGGUUUAUCCAGCCAUUGUUCUGAGCGCGCUCACCAACGACGCCUUCGCCCUCAGCCACCGCAAGAAGCUGGGAAUCCACUGUGACGUCCUUCUCACCACGGUGGCCGGUUUAAAACUCCUGCGCUCCUCCUUCUGUGACCCGAGCUUCCAGUUCCUCACGCUGCUCUUCACGCUGGUGUUUUUCCACUUCGACUGCCCCCGCGCCUCCGAAAGCUUCCUGCUGGACUUCUUCGUCAUGUCCAUCCUCUUCCACAAGAUGCGUGAGCUGCUGCUGAAGCUCCACUUCAUCCUGGUCUACAUUGCACCCUGGCAGAUCGCCUGGGGAAGCGCAUUCCAUGCCUUCGCUCAGCCGUUCGCCGUCCCUCACUCGGCCAUGCUGCUGCUCCAGACUCUCCUCACCACCGUCUUCUACACGCCGCUAGCACCGUUUCUUGGCAGUGCCAUCUUCAUCUCCUCGUAUCCGCGACCCAUCAAGUUCUGGGAGAGAAACUACAACACCAAGCGCAUUGACAACUCCAACAGCAGACUGGUGUCUCAGGUGGACAAGGAGACAGGAUGUGAUGAUAACAAUCUGAACUCCAUCUUCUACGAGUACCUGACGCGCUCGCUGCAGGACUCUCUCUGCGGCGACCUGAUGUUGGGUCGCUGGGGAAACUACAGCGCCGGCGACUGCUUCAUCCUGGCCUCCGACUACCUCAACGCUCUGGUGCACCUCAUCGAGAUCGGGAACGGGCUGGUGACUUUCCAGCUGAGGGGACUGGAGUUCAGAGGAACCUACUGCCAGCAGCGAGAGGUGGAGGCCAUCACGGAGGGCGUGGAGGAGGACGACGGAUGCUGCUGCUGUGAGCCCGGCCACCUUCCCCACAUGCUGUCCUGUAACGCUGCCUUCAACCUCCGCUGGCUGGCCUGGGAGGUGAUGGCCACCAAGUACCUGCUGGAGGGCUACAGCAUCAGCGAGAACAACGCUGCAACCAUGCUGCAGGUCUAUGACCUGCGAAAGCUGCUCAUCACCUACUACCUGAAGAGUAUCAUCUACUACCUGGUCCACUCCCCGAAACUCACCACGUGGCUGAAGGACGAGUCCGUCCAGGAGGCGCUUCAGUCCUACACCAAGUGGCACCACAUCGAGCGAGACCCCCAGGUCUUCAGCGUGAAGAUCGAUGAAGACUAUGUCCACUGCCUGCAGGGCGUGACCCGGGCCAGCUUCUGCAAUGUUUACCUGGAGUGGAUCCAGUAUUGUGCUGGCAAGAUGGAGACGCCUGUGGACUGUGAUGAAGACUCUCAGCUGGUCACGCUCUCCUACGCUCUCUCUGUGUUGGGGAGGAGAUCACUUGGCACUGCGUCACACAACAUGUCCAACAGCCUGGAGUCCUUCCUGUAUGGCUUCAACACCCUGUUUAAAGGGGACUUCCGGAUUGCCACUAAAGACGAGUGGGUGUUCGCGGAUCUGGAUCUGCUACAGAAGGUGGUGGCUCCUGCUGUCAGGAUGAGCCUCAAAUUACAUCAGGAUCAUUUCACGUGUCUGGAGGAGACGGAGGAGGCAUCCAUCUUGUAUGAAGCCAUCACCAACUACCGGAGCAGCCUGGUCAUCUGCCACGAGAGCGACCCGGCUUGGAGGAAGGCGGUUCUGUCCAGCCGGGACACGCUGCUGACGCUCAGACACAUGAUCGACGACGGCACGGACGAGUACAAGAUCAUCAUGCUGUACAAGAGACACUUGAGCUUCAAAGUUAUCAAGAUCAAUAAGGAGUGUGUUCGUGGUCUGUGGGCCGGUCAGCAGCAAGAACUGGUCUUCUUACGCAACCGAAACCCAGAGCGUGGCAGCAUCCAGAACUCCAAGCAAGCGUUGCGGAACAUGGUGAACUCAUCCUGCGACCAGCCUCUGGGGUACCCCAUGUAUGUGUCACCGCUGACGACGUCGUAUGCAGGAACUCACCGGACGCUGCGCAGCAUCGGAGGAGGAGCCCUGAGUCUGGACGCCAUUCGCUCAUGGCUCUGCUCCAAAUGGCUACGCAGGGUGCGGAAGGACAACCUGACCACCUGCAACAGUGGAGUGAACAUGGAGGAUGUGGACUGCGGCGCCGGCGGCUCGUCCUCGCUGAGCCACAACCGCCCCUCCUCUGUCACCUCCAACAGCUUGAGUCUUUACCAGCACAGAACCAGAACCACACGCAGCCACAGACACCACAACUCAGCAAGGAGGGAGUACCGGAGCAGGUCAGUGCAGCCGCAGGGUCAGCGACCUCCAGUCAGCAGCCAAUCAGGACCCAUCCUGGACUCGGGUUCCAAUCACGGUCUGGUCCAGCGAUUGUCCAAUAGUCAGCUGUCCUUUAACACGUCCAUCGCCUCCAUUUUCUCACAGGUUCCUCGACUGUCUGGUGCCGGCGGAAUCAGUUCUCAGCUCCAGGCAGCUCAGCACCAGCCAAGGUCCAGCCAGGUCUCCUCCUCCUCCUCCACUCUCAGCCUGCUCUUCGGCAAGAGAAGCUUCUCCAGCGGGCUGGUCAUCUCCGGCCUGUCAGCCGCCGAAGGAGGCAACACCACCGACACGCAGUCCUCGUCCAGCGUCAACAUCGUCAUGGGGCCGUCGCACCGCUCCGCCAGCAGGGCCACGCAGUGGACGUCAGAAGCCUAUGAAAGCAUCGACGCGUCGUACGCAGCGAAAGACGGCACGCAGACAUGUGACCGCGGCUGCAGUCAGGGACUGGACAAGACGCAAGAGGAAGACGACUCCCCCUCGGCGCUGUCAGGAGAUCAGAAGACGGAAUGAUGAGAAACAGAUGCAGAGUGCCACAACGCGACGGAGCGGCGCGCACAUGAACCACCUCUGCAUGUGCUCUCCCCUUGUUGUCUGAAUGUAAACAAGUGUUACAACACGACCCUGGAUUUGGUUGUUGAAAUAAAUGAUGUUUUUAAA